This is a messenger RNA of Populus nigra (black poplar), 1331 nucleotides long. RefSeq lists its product as uncharacterized. NCBI's taxonomy places the organism in Eukaryota, Viridiplantae, Streptophyta, Magnoliopsida, Malpighiales, Salicaceae. Bases 106 to 1104 code for a protein of 332 amino acids. The record is from RefSeq and is a predicted model, not a curated record. The transcript has 2 exons.
AUAAAAAAACAAACAAAACAAAAACAAUAAUUUCAUUUUCAUAAAAAAUCAAGCAAGUAGUAGAGAGAAAGAGAGGGAGAGGAACGAAAGAGAGGGAGAGGAAGAAUGGCAUUAUCAACAGUAACAUAUUCACCAGCACAAAAGGGGAUAGUAAUUUCAAUUCCAACGUUAGUUCUUUCGGUUUUGAUAGCAGCAAUAAUGUUAUUCUUUCUCCUGUCUUCUCUCUCUACAUGUUCUUGUCCCGCUUCUUUGCAAAGCUUUAAUGAUAAUAACAGUGGUGGAGAUGGGCUUGGCGAGGUUGAUAGAAAAGAAAGAAUAUCAGCUACAGAAGAGGAUAUUGAAUGGAUUAAAGAUCAGAUCCAAGCUAAUGGUUUACAUAUGCAAGAUAAUGUUCUUCGUAAAGGGAUUAAUCCUCGUACUAGAGCUCAACAGUUACAAGAUCUUAUCCAGUUCAAGGGCAUAUCACAUUAUGAAGGGCCAGAGUCAGAUAAUCACACUGCACUCCCAUGUCCUGGUGAGCUACUUGUGGAAGAGCACCAUAGCAACUAUGGGGAGCCCUGGGCAGGUGGACGGGAUGUGUUUGAGUUCCUUGCUGAGUCUAGCCGCCUAUCACCCAACUCACGUGUGCUUGAGAUUGGGUGCGGAACUCUCCGUGUUGGCUCACAUUUUAUUCGUUAUCUCAGCCCUGAGCACUACCACUGUCUUGAAAGAGAUGAGCUCUCUCUGAUGGCUGCGUUCAGAUAUGAACUUCCUUCUCAGGGUCUUUUACACAAGCGUCCUCUGAUUGUGCGAGGUGAAGACAUGGAUUUCUCCAAGUUUGGUUCUCGAGUGGUGUAUGAUUUGAUAUAUGCUAGUGCUGUGUUUCUUCAUAUGCCUGAUAAGCUUGUCUGGGCUGGACUAGAAAGAUUAGUGAGCAAGCUGAAGCCUUAUGAUGGCCGAAUCUUCGUGUCACAUAAUAUAAAGUUCUGCUCAAGAUUGGGAGGUGAGGAAUGCACUAAGAGGUUGACCAGUUUGGGACUUGAGUAUCUAGGAAAGCAUACACAUGAUAGCUUGCUUUUUAAUCACUAUGAAAUUUGGUUCGAGUUUAGGCGUUCCAAAGCUUAGAGAGUGCAGAAUAGAAUAGGCUUCUUGGUUUUGGUUGUAGGCAAUUCGGAUGCAAGAAUGGAGCCUCCAAGUUGUUGUAUACUUGUUUUGUUGCUUCUGUUCACUUCAUCUUCAACAUCCAGUUGAUAACAGCAAGAAAAAAAAAAUAGAGAGAGAGGAUCAAUGACCUUGCUGGCUUUGUUUGGCUUGAACUUCAGUUUGAUGAUGGAAUGGGGGUAUUUUAAUCA